AUGGGCCACUGCCAUCUACAUCGUCACCAUCAACGCGACUCUGCGAGCGAUCUCGGCAAUCUCGCCGAUGGACUCCCAAAGUCGCUACUUGUCGAUGGUGGCGACAAGGUUCAAAGAGCCGAAACAUAUAUCCGUACCGUUUACAAGACAAUGACGCCCGACUUUACUGGCGAAAUCGGCGGCUAUUCAACCCAAGGCGAAGACAGUCCCAAGCAGACCGAGGAGUCUACUGCCGCCAACAACACGCCGGAAUCUCAGAUUCAAGACACGACGACCACCACUCAAAAUCCCACGUCGACAGCCACCGAGAUACCGAACGCAAUCACUGCCGCCGCGACCUCUAUCGGCUCGGUUCUCGCCCUAGCAGACCCAAUCCCAACGGCUCAAGAGACCAAAAUGGCAAACUCGUUCUCGCUGCCAGCACCCACAACCUCACCUUCUCUUGUGCCUUCCAGCAAAAACUCUUCCAGCAAGAGCUCUGCCGAUCAGGGUACUAGCCCUGCCGCAAAAGCGGGCAUAGCCAUUGGUGUUCUCGGUGGUGUCUUUCUUGUCGGUCUAAUUGCCUUUAUUGUCUUCAAGCGCCGCAAGAGACAGACCCAGAGCCAACGACUCAGUGGUGAUAACGAAAAGCUCAACCGGGCAAGCGACACUCUGGCUCGCAUGCCCAGCCACUCUGAUCCCAGGGCCCCUCGCAUCAGCCUCCGCCCUGUUACCCAGUUCCUGCCCAACUGGAACCUCGACAAGAAUGCUCAGCGUGGUGCCGCCAACCUCGCGCCAGCUGCUGCCAGUCAGAUCGAUCGCCCUGGCACCAGCCAUAGCAAUCACCCCAAUAACCCCUUCGGCAGCGGUGCCGAGCGCAUCAACAGUCCUGCCAACCCUGUUCAAGAUCCAUGGACAGCCAAUGGCCCUGCCAUCAACGUGACUGCUGCUGGUGCCGCUGCUGGUGCUGUUGGUGCCGCCGCCCUAACCAGAAAGACGUCUAUGCGUCAGCCGCAUCAGAACGGUGUUGAUCUCACUGUCCCUGGUACCCACGAAGGCGUCCCGCCCAGCCCUGCCGGUACCGAAUUCAGCACCUCUUCGAUGCCUGCCGGAGCCCCCAAUCCUCCUUCUCAGAGUGCAGCCGCCAUUGCUGCUGCUGGCGGCCCUCCUAGCUCUGCUGUCCAUCGCGUCCAGCUCGACUUCAAGCCCACUCUCGAGGACGAGAUGGAGCUCAACGCCGGUGAUUUGGUUCGUCUGCUUCACGAAUAUGAUGACGGCUGGGCUCUCUGCAUCCGUCUUGAUCGAUCUCAGCAGGGUGUCGUUCCCCGUACUUGCCUGUCUACUCGUCCAGUGAAGCCCCGUGCCCCCCCUGGCGCACCUCGACUUGGACCUCCCAUUAAUCCUCAGGGCGGUUAUCCUCGCGGAGGCCCUCCGCCUGGCCGCCCAAUGACUCCUCAGGGAAGGCCGAUGACUCCUCAGGGCCGACCUAUGACACCCCAAGGCCAGCGCCCUCCACAAGGCAUGGGCCCCAGACCAGGCGGCCCGAUGAGCCCUGGUGCCCGGCCCCAGUCCCCCGGUCCUCGCUAUCAAGGGCCUCCAGGCGAUCGUCCUCAGAGCCCCAACAGCAUGAACCCUCGGCCUAUGGGAGCUCCCGGCCGUAGCCCGAUGAACCCUACCCCAGCGUCCCCGAACCAAGCCCCGCAGAGAAAACCAGUUCCCGGUCAAGCAUACUGA
Messenger RNA from Beauveria bassiana ARSEF 2860, 1713 nucleotides. RefSeq names its product variant SH3 domain-containing protein. The record is from RefSeq and is a predicted model, not a curated record. The transcript is spliced from 2 exons. Lineage: Eukaryota; Fungi; Ascomycota; Sordariomycetes; Hypocreales; Cordycipitaceae. Bases 1 to 1713 code for a protein of 570 amino acids. Gene Ontology annotation, molecular function: protein binding.